Rhizopus microsporus ATCC 52813 is the source of this 1633-nucleotide messenger RNA. RefSeq lists its product as uncharacterized. NCBI's taxonomy places the organism in Eukaryota, Fungi, Mucoromycota, Mucoromycetes, Mucorales, Rhizopodaceae. The transcript has a single exon. The record is from RefSeq and is a predicted model, not a curated record. The coding region runs from base 462 to 1346 and encodes 294 amino acids.
AAAUUAAACUUUUCUUUUGUUUCCAGAUGUAGACAGGAAAAUUGUAAUCAAAAGAAUAGAUGAUGUUCUCAAAUGUCCAAAUUGCCAUAUAGCCUGUUUUACUAGGGAAAAUAUCAAAACUCAUGUUAUUAAAUCAAGUUGCAAAGCCUCCUUAUUUCUUCAAUCAGAUAACAUCAACCAAAAUCCAAAGAUACUUUCAAAACGUGAUUAUGAUACUUCUAUCCUCAAUGCUUGUGGUGGUUUGAUGCUUGAGAAAAGCCAUCAGGAACAAAUUGUUAAAAUUGUAGAUGCAAUAAACGUUAAGCCUUUAAGUUUUAUCAAUAAUCAAGGUGAAGAAAUAAACGUACUGGUACAUGAGAGUCACUCUCAACAAGUAUGCAACAAUGAUUUUAAGCACAUCUCCGUUGUUCCGAGGAAAAGAGAAACAGAUGAAAGGUCAAUAGAAAUAAACAUCGAUUUACAUGAUAUUCUACUCAAUAGCGCCUACACCAAAUUAUUCAAGAAAGAAGACUAUUGAAUUAGAUGAAGCUACAUCAAGAUUAUUAAACACGGAUUGGAGCACAUUUCCACAUAUAAAAUAUGCAUGUUCGGUGAUGCUUGCGGGGAUGGUGGUUAUAAAAGGAAACAAGGCUCUUUUGAUCAACUGUAACGAAGUGUAUGGCAGAACGAGGUCCAUUGAUAUACAUCGCGAAAGCUUUACGAUUAAAAUGGGGGUAUUACCGUCUACAUCGAUCCCGCAGCCAAAUUAUAGAUAUAACAACGUUUGGGUAACAACAAUUACAGAUGAUCAUGGAUGUAAGUUAGUGUUUGGAACAAAAUCGUUCAAUUCCCUUUCGACAUCAAGUCUCAGACUCGAUACCAACUUGCAACCUGAGGUCGGGCCAAGUACUACAAAUUUCACCAUUGCAAAUUCCACAGAAUCUAGUCAAGCAAAGCUUUAUAUCUACAAAAAGUCGUAUGAAAAAGCGAAAAAACUUUCUAUGAUUUUUGAAAACCGCAAAAUCAAUGAUUAUGAUAAUCUCUUUCAAUUACGUCAAUUGCAGACAAAGUUCGAUCAUAUCUCUACAUACCGUCGGUGCAGGGCGGCGUCUUCAUUUACUGAUAAUCAUUUUUCACAACCAUACUCAGUGUUUACAUUAUCUGAAUGUGAUAAUGGACAUGAUAUAUCCGAUUUCAAAGCUCUAUCUGAAAUAUUUCGUGAGAUCGCUUUGAAAAUUAUUCAUGAAGAAGAUAAUGGUAUACCCGAAAAGGAAAUCACUGGGAUUUUAGAAAAACAGUUCGUAAAAAAUCAGAUUAAAAAUGUCAAUCAAAUGGUGAAGGAAUCAAAACUUUACAGGCGAUAUUAAAUCUGUAUGGUGACAAGGAAUCAAUCACGGUAAUAGAGAAUACCAAGUUAAAUAAGUGUUUAGAACAAUUAGCAAAACAGCUUAUGCCUACAAUCAACCGCGUAAACAAACAUGUAGUGUCCUCUAUAAAGCAAGCAUUCUCUGAACAUAUGCCACAAUAAUCUCUUUUGGGUAUCAAUAUGAAAAGUCAAUAGGAUAAAUUCAUUUGAUGUACAGAAUAAUCAUUAUGUCUACUAUCAAAAGGUUCACGCCCCAAAUGAGUUAUUAUAUUAUAAAAUACCAUAUCG